AUGUUGGUAGUUGAUCCAGGUAAAAGAGCAACCAUGGAUGAAAUCAUUUUACAUCCUUGGAUGCAACCUGUAUUCCAUUUAUUAAAUCUAUCUGGUACUUCAACUUCCCCAAUUCUAAGUAGUAUAAUCAUUCACCACAACUUUCAAUCGCAUACUUCAAUUCAACAACAACAACAACAACAUCAACAACAACAACAACAAAUCAUUCAACAACAACAGGAAUUGAUUGCAGCGGGCAGUAACAAUAAUUAUAUUGGAAAUGGAAUGAAUGGUGGAAACAUAACGAUUGAUAUGUUGGAUGCAAAUGUAAUACAAGAAUUGAUGAACCUUGGUUAUGAAAAGGAAGAGAUUUUGAAUAAUGUCAAACAAAACAAAUACAAUGAUUGUGCAGCCACCUACUUUUUGCUAUGCAGUAGAAAGAAUCGUGAAGCACAAGCCAGUAGCAGAGACAUUGAAUCAUAUGACGCAUUCUAUUCCGACCAGCCAUCCAUCAUUGCUCCAACCGGCGAUAAAAGUCCAUUAAUUAAAUAUAAAAGACAUCAUAGAAGAAGUCAAACUGCUGAUAAUUCGAAUCGUCAACAACAACAAACUCAACAAAGUCAAGGUCAACAAGGUCAACAACAACAACAACAACAAAAGAGUCAACAUUUAAAUAUUCCUCAACAACAACCAGCAAUAGUUUUAAAUCGAUCAUCCAAUGUACAAAAUAAUAAUAAUGCCAAUAAUACUAUAUCACCAAAUGAAUCACCAUUACAAUCACCAGGAUCGACAUCACCUCCAAUGGGAACAUCUCCAAAUACGAAUAUGACAACUGCCCCACAUACGAGUAGUGCGACAGUUACAGGAGACAAACCACCAAGACAACCAAGUUCCGAUACAAUCAGACCAGAACUCAAGAACCAAAUUACUAGUAUAUUGUCAUCGGCUCCAGCAACACCAAUCAAUCGUGGCAAUGGAACAAGACAAAUCAGUAGAUCUGCCAACGCAUCGGCAAGCACAUCACCAAAUAAUUCUACUCCUGGGUCACCUGUUGGUUCAUUUAUCAAACCUUCCAUUCAUAUUAAUAAUAAUAGUAAUAAUAAUACAACAAAACAAACAAUGCAAAGACGUGCAACUGCAUCGGCAACAUUAACACCUCCACAAUUGGGACAAUCGUUGAAUACUUCAGGAGGACAUGACAAUCACAGCAGUCAUAUCCACCAUAUCCACAACAGAGCGAGAAGUAAUAGUAGUAGUGUAGCAGACUCGCAACCAAAAGAGUCAAAGGUCAUUGACGAUGAUUGGGUCAUCUUUGAGGAUUACCCAGACCAACUAUACACCGAUGGUACCUAUGGUGGAACACCCAGACAUCAAUAUGUCAAACAAUACCAAACGGCCAACUCGGCAAACAGCAAAAAAAGAUCAUCGGUCCAUAAUCUAUUAUCAUCAUUUAAGAAUAUGUUAAAGAGAUCUGAAGACAAGGAAAUCACUCCUCCUUUAACCCACCAUCAACAACACGCAUAUACAACUCAUAAUACACCAAUCAUAUCAUCUGUAGAAAAUCAACUUACUAACAACAAUAAUAACAACACCGAUGAUCCCCAUUAUCAUAGUUCAAUUGAUCCAACAACCAUUUCUCCUUUCAUUACAACUCCAAUAAGUUCUUCUGAAAUUUUAGACAUUAAUAAUCAAAACCAAACAGAUAAUAAUAAUAAUAAUCCAAAUGAAUCAACCUCGACGACAACAACUGAUGAACAAAAUACUAUAUCAUCUAAUAGUCAACCAUCAACACAACCAAGAAUAGUUAGAUUUGUAUUUGGUGUACAUACCACGUCAAUGAAACCAGCACCAGAACUAAUGAAACAAGUGUUGAGUGUAGUUUCCAACUUUUGCAUUCCUCAUACCCAAAAGGGAGACUAUGCACUAGAGUGCGAAAGUGAAGGUGUACGAUUCACCAUUGAAGUUUGCCGAGUGCCAAGAUUAUCGGUCAAUGGAUUAAAGUUUAAGCGUAUUGGUGGAUCAGCUUGGAGAUACAAAGGAAUUUGUAAAGAUUUAUUAUCUCAAAUGAAAUUAACAAAUACUUGA
Molecule: messenger RNA, 2064 nt
Organism: Cavenderia fasciculata
Lineage: Eukaryota; Evosea; Eumycetozoa; Acytosteliales; Cavenderiaceae
Gene: mrkA
Product: putative protein serine/threonine kinase
Exons: 2
Coding region: 1-2064 (687 amino acids)
Source: RefSeq, a predicted model, not a curated record